Molecule: messenger RNA, 480 nt
Organism: Benincasa hispida (wax gourd)
Lineage: Eukaryota; Viridiplantae; Streptophyta; Magnoliopsida; Cucurbitales; Cucurbitaceae
Source: RefSeq, a predicted model, not a curated record
AUGCGUUGCAACAAUGUAGCGAUAGUCUCCAGAUUCUUACAGAGAAACAUCUUCACUCAUUUUGGCAUCCCAUGUGCCAUAAUAAGUGAUGAAGGUUCCCACUUUGUCAAUAGCAUCAUUAACAAACUGCUGCUCAAGUACAAUGUUUGUCAUAAGAUCGCCACUGCAUAUCAUCCCCAAACAAAUGGCCAAGCCGAGGUGUCUAAUAGAGAAAUCAAGCUGAUUCUAGAAAAGGUGGUGAAUCCAUCACGAAAGGACUGGGCCAUGAAGCUUAACGAUGCCUUGUGUGCAUAUAAGACUGCCUAUAAAACACCCAUAGGCAUGUCCCUAUAUGCGCUAGUGUUUGGGAAGGCAUGUCAUCUACCACUAGAAUUAGAGCAUAAGGUGUUGUGGGCAGUAAAGAAGCUCAACUUUGAUUUGAAAGUCGUAGGGGAGGAAAGAAAACUUCAGUUACUCGAGCUGGACGAAUGGAGAAUUUAA